AUGGCGGACAGAUACAUCCUGCGCAUCACGGCCGGCCCCGACUACGAUCUGGCGUCCCACGUCGAGAUCCCCGUCAACACUGCGGAGCCGGUUCACAUCAGCAGCGACAGGGCCGACAUCCAGCUCAACGUCCGCGUCAACGACUACCGGGGCCUGCCAUACGGCUCGCCCGGCACCUCGCCGUACUUCGAGGCGGAGCCGCACAAGUACAACCAGGACCAGUACAGCAUCUGCUUUCGCUUUACGCCGAAGCGGCCGGCGGCUGUGGCUAAAGCGGAUGAGAAGGAGGAUGGCGUGAAGGGGGGUGUUAAAGGUGAAGCCGAGGAUAAUGCCAAGAAGGACGUUAAAGAUGAAGCCAAGGAGGAUGCUGAUGAGGAUGCUGAUGAGGACGAGGACGAGGAUGAGGAGAACGAAGAGGUCCAGGGCAUCUCAGGACUAGAUCUACAGUUCGGCAAUGACUUCGACCGGCCCAUCCGCGACCGCCUCCCCCCAGGAUUCAACACAGCCAUGGGCAUCGUCCGGUGGUGGGUCGACCCAGGCCUGGACGGCGACGCCUACGCCGACAGACCCUACCUCUACGGCCCGGCCCUCAGCUCCUUCAACGCCCUACACGUCGGCGAGGGCGAGUUCGACCCGGCCAGGGGCGGCAUCUGGGUCGAGGAGGGCGGCGACGAGGACGCGCGGGCGGGAGCGGGAGCCCCCGCCGACCGCAAGGCUCGCAUGAAGUGGGCGCUGAGCGAGGCGGCCAAGGAGAGCUGGGUGUGGGAGUACGGGCGGACGUACGCCCUCGACUUCUUCAACCCGUACCUGGACUUUGCGAACCUGGCGCUGCGGCUGCCGGGCUUCCACCUGCCCAUCAUGAAGUACUGGGACGGCCAGGGUUUGCGGUCAACGCCAAAGCGCUCACAUACCCUCAGAUAUGUCCUUCGGAACCGGGCGACUGGCGAGGUGUACAUGACCGUCUGCUUCACGCUGUACCUCAAAGAGGACGUCAACGAGGAUGGGACUCUCAAGGAGGGUGUUGACGGCUCCGAGACGUCGGUUGUCGCCAAGGCUGAGAGCAGCGGGGACGAGGAGUUUGACGAGGAGGCGGCGCUGAAGGAGGCGGCGGAGAAGCUGCAGAUCAAGGAUGAACCCGCCAAGACGAGUUCGGACGAUCUUGACUAG
Molecule: messenger RNA, 1167 nt
Organism: Clonostachys rhizophaga
Lineage: Eukaryota; Fungi; Ascomycota; Sordariomycetes; Hypocreales; Bionectriaceae
Source: the annotation of a GenBank genome assembly